UCCACAGCAGCAGGACUGGUUCCUGAUCCUCUGAGGUCAUUCGGUCUUUAAACCAGGACGGCUGCUGCUCUGUAAUCUGAUCCUCUAUUAUUAACAAUGUGGGAAUCUUCAGGAAACUCGUUUCAGCUUUCAGCUCUGACGGUCUCAUCUCGGGUCCGAUCCGGUUCUCCAUGUCCAGUCGCAGCUUCUGGACUCACAUCUUCAUUUCUGGAAACAUCUGCUCCUCAUCCGAUUGCCUUGUUCCAGGUACAAGCUCCCGGACAAACCCCCGCAGACCAGCAUGUGCUAACCAGCUCAACGCCACAAUGCAUGCUGGGAGGAGAGACGAUGCAAGCGGCGCAGGAGCGGUUUCUCAUCAACAUGUUCUCGUCGUCUGGACUCCAGGAUCCAGACCCAGUCCAGGCUGAACCAGAAGGUAAACAUGGUGAAAGUGGAGCCGACAUCACACCUGCUGACGGCGACGUGUUGAUCCUUCACAGAGACCUGCCAGAGAGAGAGCAGCAGGUCUGCAUGGACCCGUGUUCACCUCCGGCUCCUCCUCCUCUACCUCCUCCUCUACCUCCUCCUCUACCUCCUCCUCUACCUCCUCCUCUACCUCCUCCUCUACCUCCUCCUCUACCCCAGCAAAUGAUCCUGACAGCAGCUGUCUCUGCAGCUCACCGCUCCCCCACAGGGUGGGCAGAACACGUCACACACCGAGGAGCGUGACAGCUAACCAGACUCGACAAACUCUAAAAAAGGUAAACGACCAAAUCCGGCUGUUUAAUACGAGCAGGUGACGCAGGUGACGAAGGUGACGCAGGUGACGAAGGUGACGCAGGUGACGCAGGUGACGCAGGUGACGAAGGUGACGCAGGUG
Molecule: messenger RNA, 859 nt
Organism: Oryzias melastigma (Indian medaka)
Lineage: Eukaryota; Metazoa; Chordata; Actinopteri; Beloniformes; Adrianichthyidae
Product: inverted formin-2-like
Exons: 3
Coding region: 97-708 (203 amino acids)
Source: RefSeq, a predicted model, not a curated record